AUGAGUGAACGUCUAUCUGGCCUCCCAGUCCUAGCCACUGACAAUAAAAUUGCCUAUGAGGCGGACUUUGAUGAGACAGACACUCCUCGAGAGACAGACACUCCUCGAGAGACAGACGCUCCUGGACAGACAGACGCUCCUCGACAGACAGACGCUCCUCGACAGACAGACACUCCUCGACAGACAGACACUCCUCGACAGACAGACACUCCUCGACAGUCAGACAGUCCCCGAGAGACAGAUACUCCCCGAGAGACAGAUACUCCCCGAGAGACAGAUACUCCCCGACAGACAGACACUCCUCGAGAGACGGACACUCCUCAUGAGACGGACACUCCGCGAGAGACGGACACUCCUCGAGAGACGGACACUCCUCGAGAGAUGGACACUCCUCGAGAGACGGACACUCCUCGAGAGACGGACACUCCUCGAGAGACGGACACUCCUCGAGAGACGGACACUCCUCGAGAAAAGGACACUCCUCGAGAGAAGGACACUCCUCGAGAGACGGACACUCCUCGAGAGACGGACACUGCUCGAGAGACGGACACUCCUUGA
Molecule: messenger RNA, 558 nt
Organism: Schistocerca serialis cubense
Lineage: Eukaryota; Metazoa; Arthropoda; Insecta; Orthoptera; Acrididae
Product: TRIO and F-actin-binding protein-like
Exons: 2
Coding region: 1-558 (185 amino acids)
Source: RefSeq, a predicted model, not a curated record